CUGCAGGCUGGAUAGGUAUCUUGUAGCAAGUAAGAUCAUAAUCAUGGCGGCGAUGCAGAGCGGCAAUGAUGAUCUGGUGACGAAGCUGCUCCACGCCUACGAUGAGGAGGACGAACGUGGCCUUGUUCACGGGGCAGACCUGGACGACAUCUUCCACAUCCUCGGCGCCAACAAGGAGAGGAUCCUCCGAGCUUUGGCGCCGGAGGCUGAGAAGAAAGCAGAGCUGCCGGAGGGGGAGAAGAAGGAGGAGCUGCCGGAGGUGGAGAGGAAGGCGGAGCUGCCGGAGCUGCUGCGCAACAUCGACUUAGCGCACCGGCAAUGGAAGGAGCGCUCCACGCAGCAGCAGCAGCCUGCGUCGAGCAAGAAGAAGGCCAUGGCCAUAGCGUCGGUGAUGAGCGACUGCAACCCUUUCAAGUCCAAACCAUCUUCAUCGCCGACACCGCCGCAGCAGGACGCCGGCGCCGGAUCAGGGCCGGCGAUCUCCCUGGAGGACUUGCUGAAGCAGACCAAGGAGAUCCUCGGCAACGCCGGUUUGAAGGAGGAGACGGUGUACUACGAGUGGACGACGAGCUACGUGGACGAGAGCCGGAUCUACGGCUGGGAGGAGGACGCGGGCAAUGUAGUCGACGCCCUCGUCGGCGCCGUCAACGAAGAAGAAGACGACCAAGUGCUGUUCAGGGCGGCGGGCAUUGCCGGGAUCCACGGCAGCGGGAAGACGGCUUUGGCGCAGAAGGUGUUCGUCCACGACCGCGUCAAGGACGCCUUCCCGCUCCGGCUCUGGGUCUGUGUCGGCCCGCCGGACCACUUUGACCGCUUCUGCCUCCUCUACCGGAUGCUCGACAACCUCGGCCUCGACACCGGCAAGCUCGAGUCCAUCGUCGACUCCGCCGCCGUCGUCGUCAACGCCGGCGCCGACGAACACCGCAGGACCGAGGCCAAGAUCGGCGUGCUGCUCUUCGUGCUCUACACGACGUUGUACAAGACCGGGUACCUCAUCGUGUUCGACGACAUCAGGGCGCACGGCGGUGACGGCGGGUGGUACAGCAACCUGACGCUGAACCCGCCGAAAGACGGCGAGUGGUACGAGCGGCUGGCGUACGGCUUGCCCAAGGCGAGGAAGAGCGCGGUGCUUGUGACAUGCCGCCGGGAGGAGGACGCGAGGAUCAUGGUGCGCACCGGCGGCGUGUUCCGGCCGCCGGAGAUGGGGGUGGAGGAAGGGUGGAGGCUUUUCAAGCGGGAGUAUGAGGCGGCGAAGAAGAAGAAGGAGGCGAGCGGGUGGAGCUGGAAGGAGGAAGAAGACAAGCUGUACAAGGAGCUGGAGGAAAUGAAGACGGAGAUCGUCGGCAAGUGCCUCGGCCUGCCCGUCGCCAUUAUCGAGGCCGCCAAGGGCUUCUCCGUCCUCGAGCAUCAGCCUGGUGGAGAAGAUGAUGUCGCCGGGCCGGCGGAGGUGAAGGUUAGAGGGGUGGAGGAGGAGGAGACGAGCAAGAUCCAAGUUGCUCAGACGACGCCCACGGAGCCAGCUGAUUAAGUGACUCUCUUUAAUUUGCGUGUUUGAAUGUUUUGUUUCUCACUGAUUGACUGUUGAGGGUGAUUUUAUUCUUGUUGUGUGCUUAGUUUUUAAUUUACCAUGGAGCUUCGAUAUGGUGUAAUUUUUGUUUGACCUGCCAGGGUUGUCUUUUCAUGCAGAGACUUAUGUAUA
Brachypodium distachyon (stiff brome) is the source of this 1699-nucleotide messenger RNA. RefSeq lists its product as uncharacterized. The record is from RefSeq and is a predicted model, not a curated record. Bases 44 to 1528 code for a protein of 494 amino acids. Gene Ontology annotation, biological process: defense response to other organism. The transcript has a single exon. Lineage: Eukaryota; Viridiplantae; Streptophyta; Magnoliopsida; Poales; Poaceae. Gene Ontology annotation, molecular function: ADP binding.